Tachyglossus aculeatus (Australian echidna) is the source of this 1106-nucleotide messenger RNA. Its product is annotated as rab-like protein 2A. Bases 115 to 795 code for a protein of 226 amino acids. Gene Ontology annotation, cellular component: Golgi apparatus; endosome. Lineage: Eukaryota; Metazoa; Chordata; Mammalia; Monotremata; Tachyglossidae. Gene Ontology annotation, molecular function: GTP binding; GTPase activity. The transcript has 8 exons. The record is from RefSeq and is a predicted model, not a curated record.
CGCGACGAGGACUGGGCCGGCCGCCCCUCCCCCCCAUCCUCCCGUCCGUCCGUCCGUCCGAGCUGUGCCCGCCCCCGUGUCCCCACCCCCCGCAGGCGGUGUCGGCGUCCCGGGAUGGCCGGGGUCGGCGCCGGCGCCGGGCCCCCUCCCUGCGAGCUGGACCAGCACAAGUACGACGACGCCCACAACGUCAAGAUCAUCUGCCUGGGGGACAGCGCCGUGGGCAAGUCCAAGCUGAUGGAACGCUUUCUCCUGGAUGGAUUCCAGCCCCAGCAGCUGUCCACCUUCGCCCUGACCCUCUACAAGCACACGGCCACCGUGGACGGGAAGACGGUCCUCGUGGAUUUCUGGGACACGGCGGGCCAGGAGCGGUUUCGGAGUCUGCACGCCUCCUAUUACCACAAGGCUCACGCCUGCAUCAUGGUGUUUGAUGUGCAGAGGAAGGUGACCUACAAGAACCUGGGCUCCUGGUACAAGGAGCUGCGGGAAUUCCGGCCGGAGAUCCCCUGCAUCCUGGUGGCCAACAAGAUCGACGCGGACAUGAAGGUGACUCAGAGAAGCUUUAACUUCGCCCGGAAGUUCUCCCUGCCCCUGUACUUUGUCUCCGCUGCCAAUGGCACCAACGUGGUGAAGCUCUUCAACGACGCCAUCCGCCUGGCCGUUUCUUACAAGCAGAAUUCCUCUGACUUCAUGGAUGAAGUGCUGCAAGAACUGGAGAAGUUUGAGCUGGAGCAGGAGGGGCCCUCCCCGGACCCGGGAAGGAGCAGCCCCUGCCAGGAGCCGCAGUCUGGCUGAGACUGGUCUGAGGGCCGCACCCUCCUACCUACCUGCCCGCCCCGGGGAGGGGACUAAAGUCACCAGUGCCCAGGAGCCACGUGGUCAAGAGCAUGAGACUCCUCUGCUGGGGUCACCUCCCCGGUACAGUCCAGCAAGUCCACAUUCCAGCCCUGCCCUGCGCUGGCCGCUGCUACCUAGCCACCUCCCCCCCCCCCCCGGCCCCUGAAUUUCCACUGGUCUCCAGGGAGGGAUCCCUGGCUUCCUUCCCCAUCCCGUGUCAGGACCCUGCCUCACAUCUGACGCUCAAAAAUAAAAUUAUUUUUCCAACA